Spea bombifrons (plains spadefoot toad) is the source of this 5688-nucleotide messenger RNA. It is a transcript of the gene JAG1, whose product is annotated as jagged canonical Notch ligand 1. Gene Ontology annotation, biological process: Notch signaling pathway; multicellular organism development; cell communication. The transcript is spliced from 26 exons. NCBI's taxonomy places the organism in Eukaryota, Metazoa, Chordata, Amphibia, Anura, Pelobatidae. The record is from RefSeq and is a predicted model, not a curated record. Gene Ontology annotation, molecular function: Notch binding; calcium ion binding. Bases 358 to 4017 code for a protein of 1219 amino acids. Gene Ontology annotation, cellular component: membrane.
CCACGCCUCUCCUCUAACCCCCGCCUUCUCUUUGCUCCUCCUGCAAGCUCUGCUUAGAUUAAGCAGUCAGUCAGUCUCUUCCCAGACGGGCUCUCAGCUCUCGCCUUCUUAUUGUCUGUCUCAUCGAACUUCUGCAACAGCAAAAAAAAGAGAGAAAAGGGGAUCGAAUCAAUAAUAAUAAAAAUAAUAAUAAAAAGCCGGGGAAACUUGUGAGGAAGGGAGGCCGGCUGCUUUGCAUUGAGGACCGGGAGAGUGCCGUUUUCCACUCGUGCAUGCUGAUCUCGGCAGGGUAUAUCAGUGCUGAGCAUCGAUCACGGCUCCCACUGGUGUCUGAGCAGCGCUCGCAGAGAGGAGGCAAUGCUGUUACGGAGGAGAGCCCUGCUGGCUGAUACAUCCUUCAGGCUUAUCAUUGUCUUGCUAUGCUUACGGGUGAAGGUGUCUGUAGCAUCGGGGCAGUUCGAGUUGGAAAUCUUGUCUAUGCAGAAUGCCAAUGGAGAGUUGCAGAAUGGGAAUUGCUGCGAUGGAAUCCGCAACCCGGCAGACAGAAAGUGCACCAGGAACGAGUGUGACACUUACUUUAAAGUUUGCUUGAAGGAAUAUCAGUCCAGGGUGUCUGCGGGAGGGCCCUGCAGCUUCGGCUCCGGAUCUACCCCUGUCAUAGGAGGCAAUUCCUUUAACUUAAAACCCAGCCGCAAUCACGAAAAGAAUCGGAUCGUGCUCCCGUUCAGUUUUGCUUGGCCGAGGUCUUAUACUUUGGUGGUAGAAGCAUGGGAUUACAACAAUGACACGAACGAUCCUGGCGAACUUAUAGAGAAAGCCCUUCACUCCGGGAUGAUUAACCCAAGCCGACAAUGGCAGACUCUGAAGCAGAAUGCCGCAAUGACACAAUUUGAAUACCAAAUCAGAGUAAUUUGUGACGAGCAUUAUUAUGGUUUUGGCUGCAACAAGUUUUGUCGACCAAGAGAUGACUUCUUUGGACAUUAUACGUGCGAUCAGAACGGAAACAAAACGUGUCUUGAAGGCUGGAUGGGACCUGAAUGCAACAAAGCAAUAUGUCGCCAAGGCUGCAGUCCAAAACACGGUACUUGCAAGACGCCAGGAGAUUGCAGAUGCCAAUACGGCUGGCAAGGCCAGUACUGUGACAAGUGCAUCCCGCACCCUGGAUGUGUCCAUGGCACAUGCAUCGAGCCGUGGCAGUGUCUGUGCGACACUAACUGGGGUGGCCAGCUGUGUGAUAAAGAUCUGAACUACUGCGGAACAUAUCAGCCAUGUCUGAAUGGAGGCACAUGCAGUAAUACGGGCCCAGACAAAUACCAGUGUUCCUGUCCUGAGGGUUAUUCGGGUCAAAACUGUGAAAUUGCUGAACAUGCCUGUCUUUCUGAUCCCUGCCACAAUGGAGGAAGUUGCUUGGAGACCUCUCUGGGUUUUGAAUGUAAUUGUGCCCAAGGCUGGACUGGCCCUACAUGUACCAUCAACAUUGAUGAUUGCUCCCCUAAUCCCUGCGGACAUGGCGGGACCUGCCAGGAUCUGGUGGAUGGCUUUAAAUGCGCUUGUCCUUCUCAGUGGACAGGAAAAACCUGUCAAAUCGAUGCCGACGAAUGUAAAGCAAAACCUUGCGUGAAUGCAAACUCUUGCAGAAACCUGAUCGGUAGCUACUAUUGUGACUGCGUUCCUGGCUGGACUGGUCAGAACUGUGACACAAAUAUUAACGAUUGCAUCGAUCAAUGUCAAAACGGAGGAACCUGCAGGGACCUUGUUAAUGGGUUUCGUUGUAUAUGUCCACCCGGCUAUACUGGAGAUCGUUGUGAGAAAGAUGUCAAUGAAUGUGCUAGCAACCCUUGUUUGAAUGGAGGUCACUGCCAGGAUGAAAUCAAUGGAUUUCAAUGUUUGUGUCCUGCUGGUUUCUCAGGAAACCUCUGUCAGUUGGACAUAGAUUAUUGCGAGCCCAACCCUUGCCAGAAUGGAGCCCAGUGCUUUAACCUCGCCGUAGAUUACUUCUGUAACUGCUCCGAGGACUACGAGGGGAAGAAUUGUUCGCACUUAAAGGAUCAUUGUCGCACGACCCCCUGUGAAGUGAUUGACAGUUGUACCGUGGCAGUGGCUUCAAAUAGUACCCCAGAAGGCGUGCGGUAUAUUUCUUCAAAUGUUUGUGGCCCCCAUGGGAAAUGCAAGAGCCAACCGGGUGGCAAAUUCACCUGUGAGUGCAACAAGGGCUUCACAGGAACCUACUGUCAUGAGAAUAUCAAUGAUUGCGAAAGCAACCCCUGUAGGAACAGCGGGACCUGCAUUGAUGGAGUGAACUCUUAUAAAUGUAUCUGUAGUGAAGGAUGGGAAGGAACAUACUGUGAAACGAACAUCAAUAACUGCAGUAAAAAUUCUUGCCACAAUGGAGGUACUUGUCGGGACUUGGUUAACGAUUUUUACUGCGAAUGCAAGAAUGGGUGGAAAGGAAAAACAUGCCACUCCCAGGACAGCCAGUGUGACGAAACCACGUGCAACAAUGGUGGGACAUGCUAUGAUGAAGGCGAUACAUUCAAAUGCAUAUGUUCUGCUGGAUGGGAGGGCACAACAUGUAAUAUUGCGAGAAACAGCAGCUGUUUGCCAAAUCCCUGCUUCAAUGGUGGAACUUGCGUAGUCCGUGGGGACUCCUUCACUUGUGUUUGCAAAGAAGGCUGGGAAGGUCCGACAUGCUCUCAGAAUACUAAUGACUGCAAUCCACAUCCAUGCUACAACAGUGGAACAUGUGUGGAUGGAGACAACUGGUACCGCUGUGAAUGUGCCCCCGGCUUUGCUGGCCCAGACUGCAGGAUUAAUAUCAACGAGUGUCAGUCUUCCCCCUGUGCUUUUGGAGCUACAUGCAUUGAUGAGAUCAACGGCUUCCGUUGUGUUUGCCCACCUGGUCGUGUUGGCCCAAGAUGUCAAGAAGUUACAGGAAGGCCUUGCAUAACUGGUGGUCAUAUAAUGCCAGAUGGUGCAAAAUGGGAUGACGACUGCAAUGCUUGCCAGUGUUUGAACGGGAAGGUUACAUGCUCAAAGGUGUGGUGCGGCCCUCAACGUUGUGAAAUGCACAGUAUAAGUGGCAGUGAGUGCCCUACUGGACAGUCGUGUGUUCCCAUUAAAGACAAUCACUGCUUCGUUCCUCCCUGCACUGGAGUGGGAGAAUGCUGGCCCUCCAACCAGCCACCGGUGAAGACUAAGUGCAACGCAAAUACCAGUUACCAAGACCGCAGCUGUGCCAACAUCACUUUCACAUUCAACAAGGAGAUGAUGUCUCCGGGCCUCACUACAGAGAGCAUUUGCAACGAACUGAGGAAUCUUAACGUUUUGAAGAAUGUUUCUGCUGAAUAUUCCAUCUACAUCACUUGUGAGCCGUCUCCUCUGGCAAACAAUGAAAUACAUGUUGCUAUAUCUGCUGAAGAAGGCCAGGAUGGCAGAAACCCCGUGAAAGACAUCACUGAUAGAAUCAUCGAACUAGUAAGCAAACGAGAUGCCAAUAAUACAUUCAUCGCAUCUGUGGCAGAGGUCAGAGUGCAGAGAAGACACACAAAGAACAAGACAGAUUUUCUGGUGCCGUUGCUGAGUUCCGUUCUCACCGUGGCUUGGAUCUGUUGCCUGGUAACGGCUUUUUAUUGGUGCAUUCGGAAGCGGAGAAAGCAAAGUAGCCACAUGCAUACGGCCUCUGACGACAACACCACCAACAACGUGCGGGAGCAGCUGAACCAAAUCAAAAAUCCCAUAGAUAAACACGGGGCCAACGGUGUUCCCAUCAAAGACUACGAGAACAAAAAUUCCAAAAUUGCAAAAAUAAGGACACACAAUUCUGAAGUAGAAGAAGACGACAUGGACAAGCACCAACAGAAAGCCCGAUUUGCAAAGCAGCCAGCUUACACAUUGGUGGACAGAGACGAAAAGCCCCCCAACAGCACCCCCACAAAACAGCCAAACUGGACAAAUAAACAAGACAACAGAGACUUAGAAACUGCACAAAGUUUAAACCGAAUGGAAUACAUUGUAUAGCAGACAGCGGCACUGCCGUGCAGGGCUUGUGAUCUGCUGUAUGGGGCUCGGAAUUUCUAGUUCUUAAACUGUUGUGUAAUAUUUUGAGUCUAAGGCUAUUAUUUACUUAGAAUCCCUAUGUUAAUUUAAGUUUUGACAAGCUGGCUUACACUGGCAAUGAUAGUUGCUGUGGUUGGCUGGAAUACUAAGUGCUGCAUUUCACAUCUAUGCAAAACUAGUCAAAAGUGCCCUAAUGUAAACUCCACUGCGGCUGAAACAUCGUGGAAAAGCAUCGUAUGAUAUUGUAUAGCCUUUGGAAAUGUCUUAGCUCUUAAUUUUGCUUCAAGGUUUUCAGCAGGAAUCUGUAAGAAUACAGUCUUUAGAAUAAUUUUAUUUAUAUUUAUUAUUUUUGUGUAUAUUAGUUUUUAUGGUGAUGUACAACUAGUUCUGUAUCUGAAAAGUGCCUUUGUAGGUCAGAACCACAGCAACUAUCGAAAAUGUAUUUAUUUUUAUUUUUUUUUGUAUUUUUUUGUUGGAAAAGGGGUUGGGAGGGACUGUCAGCUGUUGCUGGUAAAAUGAAGAAAUGUCAAGUAGUUUUUUUGUAUAGAAAUGUAAAUAAUUUUUUUUUAUUUUUUAUUAAUCACUGUGUAUAUUUGAUUUAUUAACUUAAUAAUCAAGAGCCUUAAAUAUCAUUCCUUUUUAUUUAUACUUGUUUAGAGUUGAAGGUAUUUGAUAGCUUUUGUAAGCUUUUGGGGGGGCUUAAUUUUUUUUUUUUUUAAAUUCAGUUCAUGUUACAUGUUACCUAUAUGCCAAAAUUAAGGUGUUCUAAAAAUAGUUUAUUUUUUAAGAAUAGGAAGGGCUCAGAUACCUUGUUGCUGUUUUUUUUGUACAAUGUCUCAUGUAAAACAAAAAAAAAUCAAAAAAACAAAAAACACCUUUAUAUAGUAUCACUUUAAGACUUUGUUUUGUAAAGUUCAGAAUGACCAUUUUGAAAGUUAGACUUUAGAACAGUCUUUGCUGCUUUGGCUUUCUUAUUAUAAAAUACAAAAUUUAAAAAAAUAAAAAUAAAACGUGACUGGCAGAUAUUCUGCUACAAGGCAGUUCAAGGGAGUAAAUUGAGUUAUUUCUUUGUGUACAAGAAAUAUAAGGUGUGCAAAAUAAAAAUGAAAAAAGUGUGAAGUUGGAAGCACAGCAAUACUGUUUUUUGUUUUUGUAAAUUCAUAUAAUUUUUCCAGUAUGAAAAUGUACUACAGAACCACUUGUAGAUAUUAUUUUUUUAAUAUUUUUUUUUUAAUCUGGUGAUACUAGGGAGUAUUCCAUUAAGCUAGUCGUUGAAUACUUGAACAGUAGAAAUCCAGUGAUCACUGUUGCUUUUCCAUACCUUACACUGCCUGCCUUAACAUUGAAUAACGUCACACCUGCAGUGGUGGAGUGGAGUACAAGAGGGUUUUUAUCACAGCAACUGACUGUAACACCCCUGCUACUGUAGAUGGUAUACAAAAAAAAAUACUUUGCUUAAGUAUACUUCAAAACCUAAACAAAGUGAUCAGCAGUUAGCCACUGAGAUGCUAAAGAUAUCCUGUAUUGUGAUAUUAGUGUUAUAUAAAACUUCAAUACAAUUUUGAUGUGCUGUUCAGGCGACAAAUUUUUGGAAAGUAAUAUUUAUUAAAUUUCUUUUGUAUGAAAACCUAA